Molecule: messenger RNA, 979 nt
Organism: Aspergillus nidulans FGSC A4
Lineage: Eukaryota; Fungi; Ascomycota; Eurotiomycetes; Eurotiales; Aspergillaceae
Product: isocitrate lyase/PEP mutase family protein
Exons: 1
Coding region: 269-979 (236 amino acids)
Molecular function (GO): isocitrate lyase activity; methylisocitrate lyase activity; catalytic activity
Source: RefSeq, a predicted model, not a curated record
CAUUCACAAAAUGAACACCGCUGCCUCCAAACUCCGCCAGGCCCUCCAGGACCCUAACGCCUUCAUCACCGCCCCAGGUGUCUACGAUGGUCUCUCGGCCCGGAUAGCCCUCAAUGUUGGAUUUGACGCUCUCUAUAUGGUAUGCGGUUUCUUCGCCAUUGAUGCUUUUUUCGACUACCUGGCUGAUACUCCCAUUGAGUAGACCGGCGCCGGUACCGCCGCCUCCGUGCACGGCCAAGCAGAUUUGGGAAUUUGCACACUCAACGAUAUGCGAGCUAAUGCCGAGAUGAUCAGCAACCUUUCCCCAUCAACUCCUGUUAUCUCAGAUGCCGAUACCGGCUAUGGCGGUCCGAUUAUGGUCGCUCGUACUACAGAACAAUACGCGCGCGCCGGUGUAGCAGCCUUCCACCUUGAGGACCAGGUGCAAACCAAGCGAUGCGGGCACCUUGGCGGAAAGAUCCUCGUCGAUACAGACACAUAUGUUACCCGAAUUCGGGCUGCCGUGCAAGCUCGGAAGCGCAUUGAUAGCGAUAUUGUCAUCAUCGCCCGCACCGACGCCCUCCAAGUAAACGGCUACGAAGAUAGUCUCGCUCGUCUCCGAGCAGCGCGUGAAGCUGGUGCGGACGCAGGCUUCCUCGAGGGCAUCACUUCCAUCGAAAUGGCCCGUCAGGUGAUUGCCGACCUUAAGGGUUGGCCGUUGCUUCUGAACAUGGUUGAGCACGGCGCUACCCCUUCCAUCACUGCCGCCCAGGCCCGUGAGCUUGGAUUUCGAAUUAUUAUCUUCCCAUUCGCUGCGCUGGGCCCCGCGUGCAAAGCUAUCCAGGAAGGCAUGGAAAAACUCAAGCGCGAUGGUAUUCCAGGAUUGGACAAGGAGAUGACGCCGCAGAUGUUGUUCCGGGUGUGCGGGUUAGAUGAGAGCAUCAAGGUAGAUGCGGCAGCGGGCGGAGCAGCUUUCAGCAGCGGAGUUGAACUCAAGUAA